Molecule: messenger RNA, 1698 nt
Organism: Arabidopsis lyrata subsp. lyrata
Lineage: Eukaryota; Viridiplantae; Streptophyta; Magnoliopsida; Brassicales; Brassicaceae
Product: probable serine incorporator
Exons: 13
Coding region: 242-1519 (425 amino acids)
Cellular component (GO): membrane
Source: RefSeq, a predicted model, not a curated record
CACAAAGUCAUUACGAUGAAAUCGUAACACCAAAUCAUACACCAAACGUUUUAUUUUAAAUCCAGUUUUCGAACCGCUCUGCUUCUUCUUUACUCUCUGCGUGAUUAUCGUGUGAGAGAACAUUGAACUCACACUUCAACUCUUUAGCUUCUUCUUCGUUCGCUUUCUUCUCAUUCUUUAGCUUCUGUGUCUAAUUUUACAUAGCGAAAUUCCAGCCAGAGCCAAAUAAAAGGUUUUGGCAAUGAAUGGAUCAGCGGAAGCUGCUACACGGAUGAGACCAUUGCAGAUCAGUCCUGGUGAUUUAGAGGCUGCUCAUCUAGAUGAACUCAUAAGGGAAAUAGAACAGAGGAGUCUCUUUUACUACCAAGAGAAAAACAAGUCUUUGAGAGCUCGUUAUGUCUACGGGACCAUCUUCUUGAUUAUAAACUUAUGCGCUUGGUUUAUUCGUGACUACGCACAAAAGGCUCUGGCCUUGCUUCCAUAUGUCAGUAUUUGUGGACCAGAAGGAAGUCAUUGUUUCCAUACGCUUGGAGUACUUCGCGUGAGUCUAGGAUGUUUCAUAUUUUACUUUCUUAUGUUCCUCUCAACAUGGAACACAAUGAAACUCCACGAAGCUCAAAACAGUUGGCACUCGGAUAAUUGGAUCUUCAAGUUUUUUCUGCUGGUUUUAGCCAUGGUAGCUUCUUUCUUCAUACCUCAGCUUUACAUCCAAAUUUACGGGGAAAUCGCGCGAGUUGGUGCAGGGAUAUUUCUUGGUCUUCAACUUGUAAGUGUUAUCGAAUUCAUCACUUGGUGGAAUAACUAUUGGAUGCCUCAUGACCAAAGUAAGCAAAGCUGCUCUUUUGGUUUGGUCAUGUCAAUAGUUUUCUACAUCGGUUCUGUUUGCGGGAUCGCAGUGAUGUACUACUUUUAUGCAGCUUCGACUGCUUGUGGCCUCAAUAUAUUCUUUAUCUCAUGGACUGUUGUUCUUUUAAUCGUUAUGAUGGUUAUGUCCUUGCAUUCAAAGGUAAAGAAUAGAGGACUUUUGUCUUCUGGGAUUAUGGCUUCCUACAUUGUCUUCCUAUGUUGGUCUGCGAUCAGAAGCGAACCUUCACAUACAAAAUGCAAUGCGCAUACUCAAAACGGUCAUACUGAUUGGAUUACAAUACUGAGUUUCCUUAUAGCUAUAGGCGCCAUUGUGAUGGCAACAUUCUCAACCGGGAUCGAUUCAGAAUCCUUCAGGUUCGAGUUCCGUAAAGAUGAAGCGAAAGAAGAAGACGAUAUACCAUACAGCUAUGGAUUCUUCCACCUUGUGUUCUCCUUAGGAGCAAUGUACUUUGCUAUGUUGUUUAUCAGCUGGAACCUUUCACAUUCAGCUCAAAAAUGGAGCAUUGAUGUUGGUUGGACAAGCACAUGGGUGAAGAUAGUGAACGAGUGGUUUGGCGCAGCGAUUUACCUUUGGAAGUUGAUUGGUCCUAUUGUGAGACAGCCUAGAGUUCACGAACAACCUCAGCCAACAGCAGCAGAAGUGGACAGAUAGAUAGACAUUUGCUAGAAGUUUUGAAGUUAAUACAGAAUCAUUGAGGUCAUUCUUUAUAAAGUUGUUGUUAUCAAGUUCAUUCAUUUUUACCUUAAUUGUGAUUUCAUUAUGAACAUGAUCCAAUGUACAACAUUUGGUGAAGUCAGAGCAAAAGAAAAGAUUCUUGAAUUCUUCAACAA